AUGCGCGUGUCUCCUGUAUCGAUUAGUCGGAAUGUGCAGUUCAAAUUUUUGAUAUGUAUACUAACCCUGCUAUUGGUACUUCUCAUCGAGGAAGUCAAUUUUGGCACAGGUUUUGUCACUGUGAUGAACUAUUAUGGAAAGGAAGUGCUGAUCCCGAUCAAAUCGAAGAGAGAGUCGAAGGUACCGAUAGCCAUUGUUGUUAUCGUGCAAGACAACUCUAAUAGGGAACAGUAUCAACAAGCUCAGGAUACGGUAUCAUGCUACGCAACCUAUCACGGCUAUCCAUUUCACUUUGUCGUUGUCAAAGACAACACUACAUUAGGAGAACUAUGUCCUCAGAAAGAUUUCAUGUUCCAACGUCAUUGUGUAGUAGCUCAUAUGAUGAGCUCUUGGGAAGAAGAGUGGCUCCUGUUCCUGGAUGCAGACAUGGCUGUAAUUAAUCCCAAUCACUUAAUUGAGGAAUAUAUCCCUAGUGAUCCCGAUAUUCAUAUUGUUUUCUACAACAGAAUAUUCAAUCACGAAGUUAUGGCUGGAUCUUACCUCACGCGCAACUCCAACUACUCUUACAACUUCCUCAUGCACUGGAGCAAUUAUGAGUUCAAACUGCCACAUAGCUUCCAUGGAUCGGAUAAUGGAGCCAUUCACAGUGCUAUAGUCUCCUACGAAGUUCCUGCUCAAGACGCUGCUCGCAAAAAGUGUGAAAACUUCUGGUUGGCUGCCAAGGAUUUUAAUUCUCUGUCAAUAUAUGAGGUCUGUAUGCAGAUGAUUUUAUCGCUUAAUCAGCUGAAGCAUAUCCUAAUUCUGCCUAAGGGCACAUCAUCAUGGGCACGUGAUGGGUGGCUUACAAAUUCGGCCUGGUGCGAGCGAGAUUUUAUACUUCACGGAUGGCAGAAGAGGAGAAAGGAUAAAAUGCGAUUUGCACGGUGGCAUUCUCCUUUUGUGGACGCUGCUUGGGAUUUAACUUUGUGUGGAGCGUCAGACUCCUAUUUGAAUUGG
This is a messenger RNA of Cooperia oncophora, 996 nucleotides long. The record is from the annotation of a GenBank genome assembly. NCBI's taxonomy places the organism in Eukaryota, Metazoa, Nematoda, Chromadorea, Rhabditida, Trichostrongylidae.